CGCAAGGGAGGAAGAGAAGGAGCCAGGGCGCGAGGUUGGAAGGAAAGGAGCCAGGGCGCGAGGGAGGAAGGAAAGGAGCCAGGGCGCGAGGGAGGAAGAGAAGGAACCAGGGCGCAAGGGAGGAAGAGAAGGAGCCAGGGCGCGAGGGAGGAAGAGAAGAAGCCAGGGCGCGAGGGAGGAAGAGAAGAAGCCAGGGCGCGAGGGAGGAAGGGAAAGGACAGGAAGGAGGAAGGGAGGAUGAAGGAGGAGGGGCAGCGCUUAGCGGGCUGACGCAGCGAGCUGCUGCCGACUCACUUGGUUCUCAGCUGCCGGAGAAAACGGAAGCUGCUACAAAUCCGCACGUCUACCCAUGGAGAGGGGUCCAAACGUUGGGUCGCGGGGCGACGAGGAGCCCCGUGACGCGUAGGAAGCAGCCGCGGGUCCGGACGGUGGCUCGUGGAUUAAAGCCGGAGCCGUUCGCUCCCAUUGUGCGCGCAGUGGCGCAGAGAAAGGAUGCUUCCGCCGCCGCAGACGCUGCUGCUCCUCGGAAUUUUCGCCUUUCUAUCCCGUCUGACGGAGGCUGCGGUGAUUUCUGCAGGGCCUCGUUCACCAUGCGCGCUCACGACCCAUGAAAACCCUCAAUGAAAACAACAAGGAGGGGGAGGAGGAGGGCUCCGGCCGCGGCGCCAUGGAGGACAAGGAGAACAGGCUGAAAACGGCCAGGCUGUGGAGGGAUGCCGCCCUCCGCUCCCGGAAGCUGCGGAGCAACCUGCGCCAGCUCACCCUCUGCUCCGAAAACAACCAGGUCGUGCUGCCCGAGGACAUAGCCGAGGUCGAGGUGCUGAACCUGGGCAACAACUGCCUGCAGGAGCUGCCAGACGGGCUGGGAUCCACCCUGAACAACCUGCGCACCCUGGUCCUGCGCAGGAACAGGUUCACCGCCGUCCCCUGGGCGGUGUUUGAGCUGGCGCAGCUGGUGGAGCUCGACCUGAGCCACAAUGGCUUGAAGAGUCUCUCUGAGGGGGUGGGCCAGCUGCGGGGGCUGAAGAAGCUGUGCAUCAGCCACAACAAAAUCCAGCAGCUGCCGGCGCACAUCGGGGCUCUUCAGCUGCUGGAGGAGCUGGACGUCAGCUUCAACGACCUGCACCACCUCCCCGCUCCCUUCUCCAGCCUCAGCAGGCUGCGCACGCUGGACGCAGACCACAACAAGCUGAACCGGUUCCCCCCGGAGAUCCUGGCCCUCAGCGAGCUGGAGGAGCUUGACUGCUCGGGGAACAAGUUCGAGGUGUUGCCAGCAGACAUCAUGAAGCUGCAGUCCAUCAAAAUCCUGUGGCUCAGCAGUCUGCACAUGUGCACGUUACCCGAUGCCUUCUGCCGCCUGCACAGCCUGGAGAGCCUGAUGCUGGACGGGAACAGCCUCACGGCGCUGCCGCCUGCUUUUGGAAGCCUCCAGAGACUCAAAAUGCUUAAUUUGUCCUCCAACGAGUUGGAGAGCUUCCCCCGCGUUAUUUUAAGCAUCACAGGACUAGAGGAGCUGUACCUGAGCAGGAACAAACUGACUCAGGUUCCAGCAGAAAUAGGUCAGCUGGCGACACUGGCAAACCUGUGGCUGGACAACAACAGCAUCACGUACCUGCCAGACUCCAUCGUGGAGCUGGAGAAGCUGGAGGAGCUGGUUUUGCAGGGUAACCAAAUAGCCAUACUGCCAGAUGACUUUGGGAAACUGUCCAAAGUGAACAUCUGGAAGGUCAAGGACAACCCUCUCAUCCAGCCUCCGUACGAGGUGUGUAUGAAGGGCAUCCCUUAUAUCGCAGCCUAUCAAAAGGAGCUAGCACAUUCUCAGCUCGCCGUGAAGCCGAGGCUAAAACUGGUCCUGAUGGGAAUGAAGAGCGCUGGAAAAACGCAGCUCCGGCAGAGCUUGGUGAGCGGACAACAGGAGGGGAACAGAGGCAUAGAGGUGACGAACUGGGUGGCUGACGCCGCGCGGGGCCUCACCUUCCUGGUGUACGAUCUGUCAGGGAAGCAGAGCUACGACCUCAUCAAGCCCUUCUUCCUCUCUCCCGGGGCACUCUACGUUCUUGUUGUUGAUGUCAAGUCAUAUUCACCCAGAAACUUUUACGCCCACGUCGGGUAUUUCCUCCACGUCCUCGGAGCCAAAGUUCCCCACGCCGUCGUGCUACUGGUGGCCACGCAUGUAGACCAGUGUGCAGCGCUGGAGGUGGAGGAGAAGACUCUGGACAUCCACAGACAGAUCUGCCUCCAGGAGAAGCGGGACGUCCAGAACCUGAGGAGCCUGGCUCUGCAGGUGGACCGGGCCCUGGAGCAGGGCUACGACGUCCGCACCUCCAGCCCUCACGUCCUCUACUACGGCGUGUCGGACAGGAACCUGAGGCGCAGGAAGGCCCAGCUGCAGUACAUGCUGAAGCACCGGCUGCAGAUCCUGUCCCCCGUGCUGGGCGUGAGCUGCACUGGUGCCCAGAGGAACAUCCAGAAGCUGAGGGACAAGCUCUCGUCUGUGGCAGAGCACAGGGACAUCUUCCCCAACCUCCACCGGGUGCUGCCCAAGUCCUGGCAGACGCUGGAGGAGCUGCACCUUAAGCCCGAGAGCCUGUGGCUGUCGUGGUGGGACUCGGCCCGUCUGGGCCUCCAGGCGGGCCUCACAGAGGACCGACUGCAGAGCGCAUUGUCCUACCUGCAUGAGAGCGGGAAGCUGCUGUACUUUGAGGACAGCCUCAGCCUGAAGGAGUACGUGUUUCACAAUCUUCCUCGCUUCAUCGCAAUUCUGAAUGUGUUCUUCCAGAAGGACGAGGCCUCACUGCUGGACCGGCUCCUGUCCGAGGGAGAGAGGGGGGACAAGGGCAGGGUGAGUCUGGUUAUGGAGGAUGAGAAGGGGGAGGACCUCAGGGUGAGCCACCUGCAGCACCACGUGGAGGGCUUCCUCCAGCACGGCCUGCUGCCCUCCAACGUCAUCCGCCUGCUCCUCAGACCCCUCAUCCAGACCCAGCAGGACCUGUACCUCAUCAUGGAGCUCCUGGAGAAGAUGGGCGUCUGCUACUGCGUCAACAAGCCCCGCAGCCAGCCCCUGAACGGGGCCAUGGUGUGGUACAAGUUUCCCACCUACGUCAGCAGCCAGGAGCCCCAGGUGGAGGUGGCCGCUAGCUGUCUGCCACAGUGUCACCUCUUCUCUGUGGAGCAGCUGCACAUCCAGUACAGUUUCCCCUUCCUGUUCCCUCCCGGACUGUUCGCUCGCUUCAGUGUGCAGAUCAACGGCCACGUGGUCCAGAGGUCGGACGCCCGGCACCAGAUUGUGGCUUACAGAGGCAAAGUCCCUGUGGUGAUCAGCCACCAAGCGUCCAAGGGACGGCUGCAGGCGGAGACUCUGUCCAUAAUCAGCCACGCCUCCCUGCCCAACAUCUGGACGGCGUGGCAGGCCGUCACGCCGCUGCUGGACGAGCUCAACCUGCUGCUGCAGGAGUGGCCCGGCCUCCACUACUCUGUGCACAUUCUCUGCUCCAAGUGCCUGAAGAGGGGCUCGUCCAGUCCACACGCCUUCCCAGGUGAGCUGCUGAGCCAGCCUCGGCCCGAGGGCCUGACUGAGAUCGUCUGUCCAAAGAACGGGUCGGAGCGGGUCAACGUGGCGCUGGUCUACCCCCCGACUCCCACCGUGCUCAGCCCUUGUCUCAAAUGAUGCCCCCCGACCCGGCUCGUCUCCCCCUCCACCUUCGUCCUUCCCUCUACAUCCUCAUCCUCCUAAAACCCGCGGGCUGGGUUGACAUCUCCUUCAUCCUAUCUGUGGUUACGGGUCAGACUGGGUCGACCCAAACAGUAGCAUCAAACGGGCCUCAUCUGUACUCAACCGCGGCUCUUUAAGGACAAUCAAGCCUGAGGAGAACAGGAAGAGGAGAAAACGCAGCUGCUCGUGUGUAAAGAAUUUCUCUGUGCCUACGUCUGAGUCCGGUGCAGACUACUGGACUUAAUAUGGUUCUGACAGGGGUUCCAUAAAUGUCUACUAACCAGGUUCCAGUCGCCUUCUCCACUAUCAAUAAACAGGAACCUGGUGUGUACAUCAGGGUCUGCAGGAACCGGGUCGACCCGUUCGUCAUGUAAACCAUCAGGAGCAUCUUGACUGUGUUUAGCUGUUUGUUUCCAGUAGCUUCUGAUGAGAGGAGCCAUGUGACAGUUGUGCUAAGAGGUUUGAGGUCUGAGAUCAGCUCUGCAGGCUUGUGCACUGCCACCAGGUGGUGGGACGGCAGCAGAAGCUGGACCUGAGCCUGUUUGCAAAGUUUGGCACAGCUCGGUGACACUGUACAGAUGUUGACCUCCUGAUUUGGAGGAAACGAGCUUAAGGCAUCGUUUUCAUGCUCUGGAUUAAAACACAGAACUUUUUUUGUCUGAUGUAAAUAUAAUCUUUAUUUUUAUAUGUUGACACUUGAGCUUUGACUUUAUUUACUGUGCAAUGCUGUGCAUGACUCACAGGGGAGAGUGCACACAGGGUUUUCUAUGUAGCUCACAACAUGAAAUAACCAAAUAAAUAAAGCAGAAACUGCA
Messenger RNA from Betta splendens (Siamese fighting fish), 4527 nucleotides. RefSeq names its product multifunctional ROCO family signaling regulator 1 (gene mfhas1). The coding region runs from base 608 to 3667 and encodes 1019 amino acids. Lineage: Eukaryota; Metazoa; Chordata; Actinopteri; Anabantiformes; Osphronemidae. The record is from RefSeq and is a predicted model, not a curated record. Gene Ontology annotation, molecular function: protein binding. The transcript is spliced from 3 exons.